GUAGGGGUGAGUAAGCAUAUCUGCAGUGAUGACUCAGGAUGGGCUGCGGCAGGAACCUCCCCCUGCCCCCCCGCCCCCAAAGUGAAGGUACCCAGGUGACAUUCAGCCUUUCUGGGAAUGUAUUCGUGCAGCAUUCACUCAAGGUAAGCCAACAAGCGUCUGGAAGGGCGUAUAAGUAAUAUACAGUACAGAUAGGACCCGGUACUGCAAGCAAAGUGGGGCUCCUCAGGACCAGCAGAGGCUCUGAUCUGCUGAUCACUUCCUCCUGUCACUCUAGCCAGGGAUGCAUGUAAAUUGGUGCGGUCGAGGUUUUUGUGCCUCUAGUAAGCUGGAAAAGGUGUCUAUCCAGCAACCCCCCCCUCCCCACAAGCUGGAGCUUCUGUCUCCGCCCACGCUGCCAGUUUCAGCCCCUCCUGAAAAUAUCACUGUCUUCUUUCUAUUCCACCGACGUGUGCCGUCACUCUGGCUCAUGCCAUGCUCCUAGGUCCUGUCCUUGUCACCUGAUUCAGUCUACCAUACCCACCAGAGGUUUAGCUGGAUUUAACGAAGUAUUUCUGAAGGAAACAUUAUACUUCAGAGCAGUGUCUCCCAGUCUGGUCCUCGGGGACCCACUGCCAGUCUGUGUUUUUGUUCCCUAAGAGCUCCCUGCCAGACAGUCCACAUUUUUGCUACCUUCCAGUUGCUUCCCAGCUCCCUGGACUGUCUGUGGCACCCCGAGGACUGGAUUGGGAAACACUGCUUUAGUGGAAAAGAGAUUAAUAUAUGUCUGAGGAACUCAGGACAUAGGCAGUGUCUAAAUGAUGCGGGUUAGACCUACCAGCAGGCUUCGGCUCUCCUUCACUCAUGGGCAGCAGCCCUAUGGCCUUUUAUGGCAAAGUGGCUGUUUUCUGACUAGUACUGAUUGCUCAGACUUUCGGCAGAUCUCGCUCUUCACAAAGGUCACCACACUUUUCUAAUCAUGCUUUUGUUUCAAGUUAUUCCCUGAUUAUUCUGUUUAUGCCUGAUCUAUGAUCAGGCAUCUGGCAGGAUGUUGUUAGCUUUUAUUCCCGGGUAUCUAACAGGGUCCUGUCCCUAUCUGUGGUUGGAUAUCCGGUAGGUCCUUGUCUUUGUCUUCAAUCGGGUAUCUAACAGGGUCCUGUCCCCAUCCGCGGUUGAAUAUCCGGUGUGUCCUUCUCUCUGUCUGCAAUCGGGUAUCUGAUAGGGUCCUGUCCCCAUCCAGGAUCAGGUGUGUAUCUGAUAGGGUCACUUCCCUGUCCAUGGUCAGGUAUUCGACAGGAUCCUAUUCCCAUCCCCAAUUGGGUAUCUGAUGAGAUCCCGUGCCCAUCCAAAAUCUUGUUUACAAGGGGUCCUGUGUCCCCGUCUAUGACUGGAUAUCCGAGGCGGUCGUGUCCCCGUCUAUGAUUGGAUAUCCGAGGGGGUCGUGUCCCCGUCUAUGAUUGGAUAUCCGAGGGGGUUAUGUCCCCAUCUAUGAUUGGAUGUCGGACGGGGUCGUGUCCCCAUCUAUGAUUGGAUAUCCGAGGGGGUCGUGUCCCUGUCUAUGAAUGGAUGUCGGAGGGGGUCCUGUCCCCAUCUAUGAAUGGAUAUCCGAGGGGUUCGUGUCCCCAUCUAUGAUUGGAUGUCGGAGGGGGCCGUGUCCCCAUCUAUGAUUGGAUGUCGGAGGGGUCGUGUCCCCAUCUAUGAUUGGAUGUCGGAGGGGGUCCUGUCCCUGUAUUUGAUGGCAUAUGAUGAGUAAAUUGCCUUAAGUGGUUUUAAAUUCUGUAACUUUUGUGGUAUGUUUUCUGAAAUAUCCUGAUCAGCAUACUGUAAAGGGGGUAUAUACCAGUGCCCGCCUGCUUUAGUUGUACUUUACAAUAAAUAAAUCUGUCUCAGUUCUGUCGCACAUCUUGAGGAGUUUGUGUGUUAUCAUGUUAUUCUGUGUCGGUUUAUAUUCUAUGUGGGGAAGAUGGUCUCCAAAUGAGGGCUGUCCUCUUCAUUACAUGGGUCUCGUCCUGUGUUCUGCUUACUUUUGCACCAUCUGAGCAUGUGUAUGUAGCCCUCUACACAAGGUGACCACACCCUUAUUCCUUACAGCACCCUGAAGGUAUAUGCAGUUGCUGAUCAUUGGUAAGGAGAUAUGGAUGUGCAGUGACCUACUAAGCCCACUUGGGGCAGCAUUGUAGAAUUUUGUGUGUGAGAGCGCCUUACUGCUGUCUCCGGUUUUCUGCAUUGCAGAAUUCACUCUCCUCCUGAAAGCAGGAAAACCUUAUAUAAAUAUUCCAGGAGGGAUCAUGGAUACUUUUCUUUGAAUGACCUUGGGUCCUUUUGCUGUUCUGGUGAUUUCCUGCAUCGGACAGAAGGUCUCAGGUUACUUCCUGCAAACCGACUUAAAGCACCCUUAAAGUUCCCUCCUUCCCUCUUACUUUCUAUCAUUUCUUGUCUGCUUAACUGCCUCCCUCUCUCUCUUUCUCUCUCUCUCUCUCUCUGGGCUCAGGACUGCAUGCUGCUAUAUUGAUUCUGUUUCUGCUGCCUCAGAAAAUGCAUGAGUUCUGCGUCGUAUAAGAGUGGCUGCAUCCCUCCAGGCAGAGGCACAGACUCGGCUCCCCGUAACAGCAGCACUCCCCGGCGCUGAGUGGCCAUGACUUCCAGCGGCUAUGAGCCCUUUUUCCCCUCCCUGUCGCGGAGACGCUUCCUGGACACCGGCCCCCGGGUGGCAGCACGGAGCGGCGUGAUGCUCUCUUCUCGUUGCGCCGUCCCACAGAGGGCCUCCGUGCAGCUGGGCUGGCCCGUGCCCUCCUCCGAACUGGACUUCAACCGUGCAACGCAGGUGAGCUGCGAGUUCCGGCAAGUGCGCACGCAGGAGAAGGCCCAGCUGCAGGAGCUGAACGACCGUUUUGCCGGUUUCAUUGACCAUGUGCGCGAGCUGGAGCAGCGCAACCGCAUGCUGGAGGCGGAGCUACUAGUGCUGCGGCGGCGGCACGGGGAGCCCAGUCGCCUGCGGGCACUGUAUGAGCAGGAGAGCCGCGAGCUGCGGGCGGCUGUGGAAGAGGCGCGGGCCGAGAUGCAGGCUGCCCACGGCCGGCGGGAGCGCCUGCGAAAGGAGUUGAGGAGUCUGCAAGAGCGCUAUGAGGAGGAGGCCCGGGCCAGGGAGGAGGCAGAGGGCCGGCUGCUGGAGGCACGCCGUGGCGCAGAUGAGGCUGCACUGGCUCGCACGGAGAUGGAGAAACGGGCUGACGGCCUGCUGGAUGAACUGGGCUUCCUGAAGAAGCUGCAUGAGAGCGAGAUCGCCGAGCUGCAGGUGCAGGCGCAGUACAGUGCACAGGUCAGCGUGCGUGCCGAGGCCGAGCUGGCCGGGCCCGACCUGACUGCUGCCCUGCGCAACAUCCGUGCCCAGUACGAGCGGCUGGCACAGCGCAACAUGCAUUGCGCCGAGGACUGGUUCCACAGCAAGGCGGGAGCGUUGGCAGAGAGCGCCGCCCGCCAGAGUGACGUCAUGCGCAGCGCCAGGGACGAGGCGGGAGAGUGCCGGCGCCAGGUGCAGGACCUGAUCCUGGAGAUCGACGCCUACAGGGGCAUCAACCAGGCACUGGAGAGGCAGCUGCAGGAGCUGGAGGACAAGCAGGCUAGCGAGAUCACAGCCAUGCAGGACUCUAUCAGCCAGCUGGAGGAGGAGCUGCGUGCCACCAGGGAUGAGAUGGCUCGACAUCUCCGAGAAUACCAGGACCUGCUCAACAUCAAGAUGGCUCUGGAUAUCGAGAUCGCUGCUUACAGGAAGCUGUUAGAAGGAGAGGAGACACGCUUUGGUGUGGGUGUGGUCGCCAGCCUGCCUGUGGCACCCUCAUUUACCCGCCCAAUGUUCACUCUGUCACCUGGCCUGAGCUCUGGCGCCCCCUACCUGUUCAGCACGCGUCUGCUCAGCACGUCCAUCUCCUCUGCAGAUGAGAUCAUCAGCAUUACCCGGGCGCAUCGAGCUGAAGCCAGCCUGCCCCCAGAAGAUGAGGAAAAAGAGGAGGAAGAAGAGGUAGAAACACAGGAAGAAGCAGAUGAGGAUGGAGACAAAGGGGAAGCAGGAGCUGAAGAAGAGGGAGCAGAAGAGGAGGAAAUGAAAGAGGAUGGUGGGGAUGAGGGAGAUAAAGGUGGGGAGGAAGAGGAAGACCAAGGGGAAGGAGGAACAGAGGGUGCAGAAGAAGAGGCAGGAGAAGAUGAGAAGGCUGAGGAGAAAUAUUCUGAGACAGAUGAGGUAUUAAAGAAGGAAGAGGAGGGAAAGGAUGAUGAAGAUGUGGGGGAAAAGGAAGGGAAAGAUGAGGAAGCAAAGGAGGAAGAGGAAGGAAAAGAUGAGAUGGUUGAGGAGAAAAAGGUAGGAAAGGAAGAGGAAGCAGAGGAGGAAGAGGAAGGGAAGGAUGAGAAGGGUGAGGAGAAAAUGGUAGGAAAGGAUGAGAAGGCUGAGGAGGGAAAGGAAGGAAAGGAUGAAAAGAAAAUUGCAGGGAAGAAUGAGGAAGCUGCCAAGAAACCUGAAACGGCAGUAGGUGGCGCUGAACAAAAGCUAGAGGAGAAGAAGGAAGGGAAGGUAAAGGAAGAAGAAAAGCCAAAAGAGAAGAAGAAAGAGUGAACGGCCGAGUGCGAAGUACGAAUGAAUACGAAUGAAUAUUCUCGCCAAAAAAGGCAAAUACAGCGAAACUAGAUAGAUAAACCACAUGUAAAAUCAAAAGGCGUAAAGUGAGCACAGCCACAAAGGUAUGAAUGCAGAAACAAAUAUGCCGCGAUGCAGCUAAAGCGCACAGCAUGACGCGAGAUGGUGUCAAUGAUACACAAACCUGUAAUGUUUGCAAUGUCUAAACGGCUGAUUUGCUCGGAAUAAAGUUCACCU
Brienomyrus brachyistius is the source of this 4843-nucleotide messenger RNA. Its product is annotated as neurofilament light polypeptide-like. Gene Ontology annotation, cellular component: intermediate filament; cytoplasm; postsynaptic intermediate filament cytoskeleton. The coding region runs from base 2615 to 4585 and encodes 656 amino acids. Lineage: Eukaryota; Metazoa; Chordata; Actinopteri; Osteoglossiformes; Mormyridae. The transcript has 4 exons. Gene Ontology annotation, biological process: neurofilament bundle assembly. Gene Ontology annotation, molecular function: structural constituent of postsynaptic intermediate filament cytoskeleton. The record is from RefSeq and is a predicted model, not a curated record.